AUGGCGGCUAAUAUGCGAAAGGAUGCGACGAAAGCUCAAGUCGACAACCAAUCCUCACCCAUUACUCCCGAUAAAGUGACCGACUUGUGGUACUCGUUGAUUCAUUGGGAUGACCUCCCACAUUGGAUGCAAGACAAUCAGCAUAUCCAUGGCAGUUACCGACAAGCUUCUCACAGCUACAGCAAGUCACUAAAUAGCAUUUUGCACUGGCACAAUGAAAGUGUCAAUAUUUGGUCUCAUCUCAUCCCUGCCACGCUCAGUCUUCCUGUGGCCUUCAUUCUAUACAGGAUCCUACAGCCUCGUUAUUCACAAGCAUCCAUUGCUGACAUCAUAGCCAUGAGCUGCUUCUUUCUCGGCGCAACGGUAUGCCUGGGUAUGAGCGCCUCCUACCACACCGUCUCCAAUCAUUCUCCCUCGGUGGCAAAAUUCUGGAAUCAGCUUGACUACGCUGGCAUCUCAACCCUCAUUGCGGGGUCCUUUGUCCCAAGUGUAUAUUAUGCCUUUUGGUGUCAUAGUGCCAAACAGUGGACAUAUUGGACCAUGAUAGGUCUCCUCGGCAUUGCCUGUACGAUGGCAUCCGUCUUACCACGAUUCAGAACUCCCGCUUGGAGGCCAUAUCGUGCCGCCAUGUUCGUUGGCAUGGGGGUAUCAGCGGUAUUCCCUGUUCUGGAUGGCUUGCACAUGUUUGGCUUCUACCAGAUGCAGAAGCAAAUUGGCCUGUCCUGGCUAGUUUUACAGGGUUUCCUGUAUAUCCUAGGUGCCGCACUAUACGCUGCACGAAUCCCAGAAUCUUGGUAUCCUGGCAAGGUUGAUACUCUGGGAAGCUCCCACCAGAUCUUUCACGUUCUCAUCGUCCUGGCAGCAAUUUCCCAUCUCAAGGGACUGUUGGUGGCUUUCGACUACCGCCAUGGUACACUGGGGUCGGUGUGUUUGUAG
Messenger RNA from Exophiala bonariae, 936 nucleotides. RefSeq lists its product as uncharacterized. Gene Ontology annotation, molecular function: signaling receptor activity. Bases 1 to 936 code for a protein of 311 amino acids. Lineage: Eukaryota; Fungi; Ascomycota; Eurotiomycetes; Chaetothyriales; Herpotrichiellaceae. The transcript has 3 exons. Gene Ontology annotation, cellular component: membrane. Gene Ontology annotation, biological process: intracellular zinc ion homeostasis. The record is from RefSeq and is a predicted model, not a curated record.